AAGUUCAACGCAGACUACGACCUGUCUGCCAGAGAGGGCGCGGACAGCCUGGCCUUCAUCUCUCUGCUGGAGGAGCGGCUCAAGCCGGCUCUGAUCUAUAACUCCUGGGUGGACUCUAAGAACUACGUGGAGGUGACGCGGCGCUGGUACGCCGAGCACCUCCCCUUCCCUCUGAACUUCCUGCUGCCCGGACGCAUGCAGCGCCAGCAGCUGGAGACCCUGAGGCUGCUGAGAGGAGAGGAGAGCCUGGAGGGGGGGGAGGAGCUGGAGAAGGAGCUGUACCGAGAGGCUUCAGACUGCAUGAACCUGCUCUCUCAGAGACUCGGAGCUCGCAAGUUCUUCUUCGGAGACUCGCCCUCCUCUCUGGACGCCUACGUGUUUGCCUACCUGGCUCCGCUCCUGAAGGCCAAGCUGCCCAACGGGAAGCUGCAGCAGCACCUGAAGUCUCUGGAGAACCUGAGCAGCUUCUGCAGCAACAUCCUGCUGCUCUACUUCCCCCAAGACGCCAGAGAGAGCUGCGGCGGUCAGAAGUCGUCCUCUCCGCCGCAGCCUGAGGGCGGAGACUACGAUCACGUGCCCAACAAGCGCCGGAAGCAGCUGAUGUCUGUGCUGGUGGCUCUGGGCGCCAUGCUAAGCUACGCCGUGCUAACGGGCAUCCUGUCCAUCCAGCACCUGCAGCAGGAGGCGCUGGAGGCCCCGCCCCCCGACCGGCAGACCCUCGACCCCCGUGACGAGGACGAGGAGGGGGACGGCUGAGAACCAGAUGCAUCAUGGGACUUUAUAGACGGAGGUUAAGAUGUUAGAAGAGAUAUUUAGCUGUAUUUCACCCUGAAGAGUUUUACUGUCACCAAAGCAAAGUGUGGAUAUCAAUAAAGAAAUGUAUAACCAGAAA
Molecule: messenger RNA, 892 nt
Organism: Trematomus bernacchii (emerald rockcod)
Lineage: Eukaryota; Metazoa; Chordata; Actinopteri; Perciformes; Nototheniidae
Product: metaxin-1-like
Biological process (GO): mitochondrion organization
Cellular component (GO): SAM complex
Source: RefSeq, a predicted model, not a curated record